Molecule: messenger RNA, 3169 nt
Organism: Aureobasidium uvarum
Lineage: Eukaryota; Fungi; Ascomycota; Dothideomycetes; Dothideales; Saccotheciaceae
Source: the annotation of a GenBank genome assembly
AGCGAUGCAGCUCACAUCUGCCACUCUUCUUGUGGCCGGCCUAGCCGCCCAGCAGGCUUCCGCUCACUUCCCUUGGGCUCUCGAUGCCGGCAAGUUCAGCACUUGCAGCAAUGCCGACACCCAGUGUUCGUCAGAGCAGCACAAGGGUUAUGACUGGACUGGUCUCACCAUUGGCCACCCCGUCACCAGCUACGGUGCCAACAGCUUCUCUGGUGGCUGGACUUGCAACAGCAUCAAGUCGAAGCGUGAUGAGCUGACCAAGCGUACUUUCAACAACAAGUGCGUCUCUGGUAAGCUCCCCUCAUGGGGCUCUUCUGGCUCAUCCAACCACGGCGCUGGUAGCCUUUCCAUUGGAUGCAGCGGCGAGAAGAACAAGUUCUCCAUCUCUGAGAUGCACAUCUCUUCCACCUACAACACUCACGUCGACUGCCACUACAACAUGCCUGAUGGCUCCAUCUGCAAGCACAACGUUCCUUGCCAGGCUGGUGGUUCCAUCAUCAAGAACACCCAUGUUUCUCUUCCCUCGUCGGUCUUGAUUCCCUCUUCCUCGGCUGUCUACUCUUCUUCUGAGUUUGUGUCUUUCAGCACUGCCUCGCCCGAGACCACAUCUUCUGAAGCAUCGCCCGAGACCACUUCAGCUGAGCUGCCUUCAACCAUUCCUUCAUCAGUCGACACCGUCAGCAGCACCGUCGUCAUCUCCAGCGGUAGCAUCGUGGUCCCUGGAACUUCGGCUCCUUUCCCUACUGGCUACCAGAACCAGACCACCACUCAGCCUGAAGUCGGUAGCAGCUCUGAAGCUUCGCCCCUCGAGUCCACCUCCUCUUCGGUUGUUGUCCCUAUCGGCACUGGCUCCUACCCCUCGGCUGCUAGCAGCGUUGUUGUCCCCGUGGGCACAGGAUCUUCUCCUUCGAGCAGCGUCGUCAUCCCCGUGGGCACAGGAUCUUCCCCCUCCACCAGCACUGGUGUCUACGCAAACAGCACCGUUGUUUCAUCGGCUUUGACCUCAUCUGCUGCCAGCCCCGCACCUUCUGCAGACUGCCCAGGUGUCGUUCCCAGCUGUUUGAACACUUACCUCCACAACACCAAGUGUGCCAACAACGCCGAUGCUGAUUGCUACUGCAAGGAUGAGGACUUCAUCAACAGUGUCUACCAGUGCAUUGAUGCCUACGGUGGAUCGGAUGAGAAUGUUUCUCAGGCCAUGUCCUACAUGGUCGGUAUCUGUGCCAAGGCCAUUCCCUCGAACCCUGCCAUUAUCACUGCCGUCCCUUCGACCAUUGACAUUCAGCCUUCCUCGUCGACUGUCAACGCUGCCACUGGCUCUUUGAGCUCUGCUGUACCUGUCGGCUCCUUGACCUCGGAUGUUCCUGCUGGCUCUUUGACCUCCGAGGCUCCUGCCAGCUCGGCCACCGACUCGAUUGUUUACGUUACCGAUGUUGUCAAGAGCACUGUUACUACCUGCCCUGUUGGAGAGACGAUCACUGCUUCGGGCAGCACCACUGUUUUGACCGCUCCUUCGGUUAUCCCCACUGUCUACACCACCAAGUCGACCAUCACUGCCUCGAUCAUCUCCUCGGUCACUGGCGCCCUUCCUUCGGGAGAGUCCCCUUACGAGACCUUGCCUGUUCAGACUUCGCCCGCUGAGGCUUCUCCUUCUGAGGUUUCGCCUGCUGAGACCACUUCGUCGGCAUCUGUCCACGUCCAGGUUCCCCACACUGUUACUCUGUUCAGCACCCAGAUCGCUACCAUCACCUCGUGCGCCCCUGAAGUUACCAACUGCCCAGCAACUUUGAAAACUUCUUUGAUCCCCACUGGCAGCACUACUAGCAACAUCUGGAUUCCUGUCACCUCUGCCCAGGAGACCUCUCCCGCCGAGACCAUCCCUGCUGCCUCUUCGGGUGUCGUGUCCUCCGCCGUUGAGGUUCCUGCCACAUCUGCUCAAGAGACUUCUCGCGCCCAGACUACAUCCGUUGGCGUUUCUUCCGGCAUCUCUUCUGGUGUUAUCUCGUCCGAGGUUCCCUCAGCCUCGAUCCCUGUCUCAUCCGGUGCCUACGAGACCUCGCCUGCCGAGACCACUCCCGCAGUUUCCAGCGGUCCUUCAGUUCCCAAGACCAUUACUCUGUUCAGCACCAAGAUCGAUACUAUCACCAGCUGCGCUGCUGAUAUUACGAACUGUCCUGCAAGAACCUCGACUUCUCUGAUCGCAACCGGUGUCACCACCGCACCUGCCGCUUACGAGACCGAUGCUGUCCCCGCCGUCCCUGAGGUUCAAAGCACCGUUAUCGUCACCGAUGUCGUCAAGACUACCGUUACUACAUGCCCUGUUGGAGAGACUGUCACUGCUUCAGGCAAGACUACGGUUCUGACUACUCCUUCCGUGAUCACUUCUCAGAUCACGAUCAAGAGCACCAUCUCGACCACCGUUGCCCAGACCCAGAGCGUUGUCUCGCCCAAGUCUUCUUCGGUCGAUGCUGUUAUGCCUUCGUCCGCCGCCGUCACAUCCGCACCCCAAGCACCCAAGACUCUGACCAUCUACUCAUCGGUCGUGGCUACCAUCACCUCAUGCGCUCCUGACGUCACAAACUGCCCUGCCUCGAGCACAAUUCAUUCAACUUCGUUCUACGCCAUCGGCACCACCGUCUCGCAGGCUCCCGUCGUUCCUGGACCUUCCGAGGCCGCCCCUGCCACCACAGCUCCUGCAGUUGUCCCCAGCAGCUCUACCCAGCCCAUGACCACUAUCACCUACUCUUCAGAGCUCGUGGUCCCUUGCACCUACACUACCGGUGAAUCUCAGGGUGCCACUAUUCCCAACUCCAUGACCACUUCGACCAUCCACCGCACUCUUACCGUUCCUCAGGUUCAGUUCAUCACUUCGACCGUUGGUGGCAAGCCUACUGUUGGUCUUACCUACCCUUCGGCCGUCCCUGCCACCACAACCUCUGAGGCUAUGCCCACCAGCUCUGCCGCAGAUGCCGCCACUCCCGCAGUCUCUCCCCCCGCAGUUUCCGCCGCCAGCUCAGGCUUCGCUCCCAAGUCAUCUACCUUGGCUAGCACUUACAACACCCCUGCUCUGCCUACUGGUAGCCCCAUCUCCUACACUGGAGCUGGCGCCAAGGUUGGUGGCUCAUUCGCUGGCCUCGCGCUCGCCGCCGUUGCCGCAAUCUUUGUCCUG